Paramecium tetraurelia is the source of this 1419-nucleotide messenger RNA. RefSeq lists its product as uncharacterized. The transcript is spliced from 3 exons. Lineage: Eukaryota; Ciliophora; Oligohymenophorea; Peniculida; Parameciidae. The record is from RefSeq and is a predicted model, not a curated record.
AUGAAAAGUGAACAAUAAUCAUUAUUAUUGACAAAAAGAGAGGAAUUUAGAUUUUCGAUUAGAAAAGAGAGACUAGAAGAUUUAUUCAAUUAAAAUCGAAAGAAAUGCGGUAUGAACAACGAAGAGAACCCCAUAAUUGAGAUUCCAAGUUUUUCUGAAUCAUAGGAACUCCACAAAUAUUUGAUCGAUGGCGAGUUUAGUCAAUAGAAAUUAUUGAAGGCUGCGAAUGACUAAUAACUGUUAAACAAGCUAUUUCUUAGCGCAUAGCAAUCAGAUUAUUAUUCAAUCACAAUUUUGAGUAAUAUUUGCACUAAAUAAAAUCUUGGAGAGUGUGAAGUGCUUUUUCUAAAUUAAUUAAAAUUGGCAAAGCAAAGAAUGGACAUCAGAAUGAUUGAUAAUUUAUUUGAUGCCCUCAAUAGUAUUUGUACGCAUGAAUUAACAAGAAAAUAAUUAGAAUACUUAUUAAAUAAUAAUCUAAUUCCAUUAGUAAAUCAAAUACUAAAGGAAAAUCAGCAUGAGAUCUACACUGAUGAUGAGUUUAAGAUGAUUAAAAGUGGAACUGAGUUAUUCUGCAGAUUCUUCAAUCAAUUCAGAAUCUUUACCGAAGAAGAGUUAACUUAAAUAAUAUCAAAAUACAACUAAGAGUUAAGAUUUACAUUUUACUUGAUGAAAUAAUUACUCCCGCUUUAAAUGCAAUAUCCAAAAAUAACCUUUAUGUUUGUUAAAAAUCUCAUUUAAAUUAUUUCAUUAGACCCUGAUAUAGCUAACGAUUUAGACAACACAACACUUUAGAUUUGUGUAUAGCUCUUAGAAUUUAGUGAAAAUCAGAUUCUAAUAUCCAUAAUAUUGAGAUUUAUGAUAAGCAUAAGUGCUUUAAAAGAUGAGAAAUUUGUUUAAAGAAUCUUCUUUUUAAAAGGACAUGACAUUGUUAAAUAAUACAUCAAUCAUGAAAGUUUAAUUAUAAGACAAGCUUCAAUCAAAUUACUUGCUAAUUUUACUAAUGUGGAUUCUGAAAAUCUGCAAAAGGAGAUAGUUUCAGAUCUCCCUUUUAUUGCAGAAGUUGUGUAAAACUUUUAGAAUUCCGAUAAAACAGAUCAAAACUAUCUAAGACUCAUUUAUGGGAUCACAUAUAAUUGUAUGACUUACACAUCUACAGAGUUGAUCCAAGAUUUAAGAGUGUUUUAAAUAGUUAGAAUUAAAUUUCUAUUAGAAGAACCUGAAGAAACUGAAAAUAUUAUUAUCUAUUUAAAAGUUCUCUACACUUUAAUUUACUACUACUAAGCUUUUUGCAUAGAUGAUACUGAAUUAGAAUAAAAAUUAGAAAUCUUGUUAGAUCAUAAAAAUAAAGAGAUAGUGAAACUUGCUGAGGAAACACUGAGAGUGAUUGACCUCAAAAAAGAACAAUGUAUGAAUGAAUGA